This is a messenger RNA of Spinacia oleracea (spinach), 1619 nucleotides long. RefSeq lists its product as uncharacterized. The record is from RefSeq and is a predicted model, not a curated record. NCBI's taxonomy places the organism in Eukaryota, Viridiplantae, Streptophyta, Magnoliopsida, Caryophyllales, Amaranthaceae. The coding region runs from base 103 to 1251 and encodes 382 amino acids. The transcript has 5 exons.
AUCAAUAAUGAACAAUUACAUGCUGCAACCAGUUUCAUUCAUUCACAGAGUGACAAAACCCAGAAAAAAAAAAUGCUCUGAAAUUUAAACCUGCAGCAAAAAAUGGGGAAGAACAGCAAGAAGCAGAGGCAUCAACAGAAACCUUUAGCUCGUCAAAGAAACUCUAAUUUUCCUCCAGAAGAUGAACAUUACCCUCCUCUUUCUCUCCCCAAUAGCGAAGAAGAAACCCCAGAAGAAGAAGAACCUGAACCAGAAAUUCACCAAACCCCUUCUUCCGAUGAUUCAAUUCCUUCAAAGUUUUCUCUCUAUCAACAAUCUGUUCAGUCACCAAAAGGGGAUAUAAGCUAUUUGCAGAAGUUUUUCUUGAUGUAUGUUGGUGGGAGGGCUCCUCUUCAUCUACAGGAGGAUUUUUGUGGCACUGCUCUUAUUAGUACAGAGUGGCUUCGAACUGACCCUCGGAGGACUGCUAUAGGCGUAGAUUUUGACCUCGAGGCACUCAUGUGGUGCGUGGAAAACAAUGUUGACAAAGUUGGCAACGACAUCCGUUCGGGAAUCUCUCUUUUUCAUGGAAACGUUUUGCAGCCUCUCGAAGCUAGACUUGUCAAAUUGGAUCCUGAGGAUCUCAUUCAGAAAGUAACUAUCCAAGAGAGUAAUGAUGCCACGCUGAAAAUCCCAGCGGAAAACUCUCUGGGAUCGGCAGCUUCAGUUAGUGGUGGAAUUUUUAAGAAGGAUUUCUCACUGCCUGCAAGGGAUAUUGUGUGUGCUUUUAAUUACAGUUGUUGCUGCCUGCAUAAGCGGAAAGAGCUUGUUGCAUAUUUCAAAUUUUCCCUUGAUGCUUUGUCCAAGAAGGGUGGUAUAUUUGUCAUGGAUUUAUAUGGUGGUACUUCAUCUGAGCACGAAAUAAAGCUCCAGAGGAAAUUUCCCAAUUUUACGUACACUUGGGAGCAAGCGGAAUUUGAUGUUAUUCAGCGGAAGACCAGAAUCAGUCUUCACUAUCAGCUUCACAAACCACAGAAAAAAAUUCGCAAUGCCUUUUCUUAUAGCUGGAGGCUGUGGUCAUUGCCUGAGAUAAGGGACUGUUUGGAAGAAGCUGGUUUUGGAUCUAUCCAUUUUUGGAUUAGAGAGAUGCCGGACACCGAGAGAAACAGAAGCACUCGGGGAUUUGGCACCUCACGAGAUGAUAAAUACGAAGAGGCGUCAAGUUUUCAGCAACAAGAUGCGUGGAAUGCCUAUAUUGUAGCUGUGGCUUAAGUAUAUAUUCAAAUCUAUACAGCACAUUGGCAAAAGUUGCAAUGCAGAGAAUUCACUUCAGGAGGGAUAGUGGUACGCUUUCUUUCCUGCAAAACUCAUUGGAAAAGCACUACUUGUUUUUAUCUCCUAACCUAGAAUCAGGAAUCAGGAGUCCAGUAUUUUAGUUUAGUGGAUUUUUGAUGUGUGUUCUUCUUGUAACCGAAAAAAGAUUUGAAUGCCUAGAGGCUCAAUAUGUCUCAUAAACAAGCUUUGGACCCUAGGAUUCUCAAAUUGUAUUCAUUUGAGCAGGCAUGUUUUAAACACUCAGACAUAGGGGGGAAGCAUUGGCCAAUAUAUCAUUCUAGAUAAUGCACUACUUUAUAGAUACU